This is a messenger RNA of Eremothecium gossypii ATCC 10895, 972 nucleotides long. RefSeq names its product cleavage polyadenylation factor subunit FIP1 (gene FIP1). The transcript has a single exon. Lineage: Eukaryota; Fungi; Ascomycota; Saccharomycetes; Saccharomycetales; Saccharomycetaceae. Gene Ontology annotation, cellular component: mRNA cleavage and polyadenylation specificity factor complex. Gene Ontology annotation, molecular function: RNA binding. Bases 1 to 972 code for a protein of 323 amino acids. The record is from RefSeq and is marked provisional.
AUGCAGCUCCGGGCAGCACAGCACCUGAUCGCUGAGGAGUUGCAGAUGGCGUCGAGCGACGAUGAAGAUGAGAAGUUUCUCUAUGGCUCGGAGGACGAGGCCGACGGGCCGCGUGGGCAGCAGAAACGCAAGCUAAUACCGCAGGGCACUGCGCAGAUUCAGGAGCCGGAUACCAAGAGGGCGCGGGGAGCGGACGACGGGGACGUGGACAUGCUGGACGAUGACGACGAAGAAGAAGACGACGACGAGGACGAGGACGACGAGGACUCGGACUCGGAUGUUGAGAUCAUCAUCGGGACCGGGGCGGACUCGUCGAAGCUCGACUCCAAGGCGCUGACGACGCCGUCGACGGCUGCGACGGCGACGUCUGCGGCGGAGUCCGCGAUCGCGCCGGUGUCAGAGCAGAGCGCGCCCGUGGCAGCGGUGCAGAGCGGUGACAGCGGCGCGGCGAUGGACAAGGCCGUCGGCGCGCUCGACAUCAACGCGGUAGGCGAGUACGAGGGCACGCCCAUCACGGACAUCGACCCGGAGGUGCUCAAGGAGAAGCCCUGGCGGCAGCCGGGCGCCAAUUUGUCCGACUAUUUCAACUACGGCUUCACGGAGGAGACGUGGAUGGAGUACUUGCACAAGCAGGAGAAGCUCCGCAAGGAGUACAACCCGCGCAAGAUACUUAUGGGGCUUCUGGCGCUCCAGCAGCAGGGAAAGCUCGGCGACGGCGGCGCAGGCGACGGCGUCAUGCUCUCUGCCGGCGGCAUGGCACACAAUGACAUCAAAUCGCCGAACAAAAACAACGGUUCUCUGCCGCAGCCGCCUGCGUUUCCCAUGGGUAUGCCACCCAUGUUCGGGGGUUUCCCGCCCUUUCCCUUUCCUGGCAUGAUUCCCCCAAACCUGGGCGCUGCAAGUGGUAACAAUGGGUCAGGCAAUCACCAGAACAUGGGUACUUCAUCUGGCAAUGGCAAUAAUGGUAAGUAG